Armigeres subalbatus is the source of this 9297-nucleotide messenger RNA. RefSeq lists its product as uncharacterized. Gene Ontology annotation, biological process: DNA integration. Gene Ontology annotation, molecular function: nucleic acid binding. The coding region runs from base 5545 to 6282 and encodes 245 amino acids. The transcript has 2 exons. NCBI's taxonomy places the organism in Eukaryota, Metazoa, Arthropoda, Insecta, Diptera, Culicidae. The record is from RefSeq and is a predicted model, not a curated record.
UGUUUAUAUAAGCAUUUAUUUAACUAUCAUUUAUUAAAUUUUAUAUAAUAUCUUCUUCUUAUUUCUUCUGGUUUUCUUGCUUCCGGCAUCGUUUUGUUACUAGCGUUUCUAAACCGAAAAAAUCACUUAGGACCAAUACAAAAUGUACAAUAUCGACAUCGGAGAAACCCAAUCAAGUUUCAUCGUUUUCCUUAAUGUUUAAUUAUGUUCAUCGAGCUCCUCCCUAUUCUUGCUUUAAUUUCUGGCUGCUGAUUAGGAUGUUCGAACAGUGUUGAGCAGGUCGCCCCACUCAGAAGGUAUAACUCUACGUUUGUCGAAACGAUUGGAAUGGUUUGAAAGCACGUGAAGAACCGACACGGUUGACGAUCUCUUAACGAGUGAUUUUUUUUUUGUUUGGUUUGUCUGUUUCUUUUCUAGAAACUAACUUUCAACAUGAAUGGAAAACUCGAGGACCAAGCAGCGAUUCAGGAAUGCAAUGUGACAUAACCUAGCAAGCGAUCGUGAGACUAGAAACGUUCGAGAUUCCACUAUUCCCGCGACUGUUAUAACGUAAAAUUCGUUUAUCGACAAAACUAUGUUCGGAAUAAAUUUGAUUCAAGAAAUUCAAUGUAAUGGUUUUUCCUAGAUUUCUUAGAUUUUUUUCUGACUUUACGUGAUUUUUCUACGUGUUUUUUUUUGUGUUCUAUUGAUGGAACUAUAUCUUUUGAAUUUUUUUUCUGUUUCACUACUGAUGAAGUCUUAAAUGUUGACUUAAGCUACUUCUGAUGUUUAUCCUUUAUGUACGUGUGGGGAUGAACUUCUUUGUUUUACAAAUAAAUUGUAAACUCAAAAAACUGUUUGCCCGCUAUGACAAGAGAAAUAAAACAAAAGUCUGACUCUUUUUCACACUUCCCAGUAUAUAUUAUCCUUCUAAAUGCAGUGAGCUGAAUGUGUUUGACUAUGUGUGUUACUUUUACAAGCAAUUGUAUGGGUGUUAUUGUUGUCGUUCGUGUCUGCAAUGUGUCGUCAAGUAUUAUGCAUUUUAUUGUUUACACUGAAGUCGUAUUGUUGGUUCGGUCUCUCUGUCCAAUAGAAAGACGACAAACUCUUGCCAACUUAAACGUUUUGUAUGUAGGUUUCUCUGCUACCUCUCUCCUUAUCCGAUUCGGUUUUCAUCGAGUUCGUUAUGUAUAUUCUUGAUAAUAAAUAUAUACUUUAAUAAAGUGUGUAAUGUUAUUUCUAUAUUUAUUAUAUAGUUUCAGACUUUUUGUAACAUUUUUUCCAUACUUCUUCAUUUGAAUUUUGGUAGAACCAAGGAGCAAUCGAGUUUUGCCAUCGUUAUAAAUAUAUUUUGCUAUUGUUUUUUAUUUGUGUAAUAAUUUGUAUGUUGUUAUCGGACUAUAUAUGGCAAAUGUGAUUAACUAAGAUAAAUUAUCAUGUGAAUAAAAUCAAUCAUAGAUGUUGAAUAUUUUUAAACACUCACCAGAAUAAGGAAAUCCGUUCCAAUGGCAUGGGCAACGGAAAAGUAUUAUGACUGAGCAGCGUAAAAAUUAACAAUAUAUUAGAGUGAAGAAAAAAAACCGCACCAGAAAUCAAUAACCUUAAGCUAUGCUUUGUAGCUACACAUCUAAUUUCUUAAUUAAAUAAUAUGGAUUACAUAUUAAUGAAAUUUAAUCCAGUUUAAACAUCAAUUCUACAGAGUGCUUCAACUUUCGUUGAAAAACAUAACCAUUGAAUUAAUGUAUUAUGUUAAUUUCCAAAUAGUUUUGAGUUAUCCAAUAUUUUCAAAUCAUUUCAAAAACACGAAUCAGCCUUGGACAAAUCAAUUCAGAAUUAUUUAUUUUAGUUUAUGUCAAAAAAUAGACAACAUCUCGAGAAAUUAAAAGAAGUCGUAGCGGUAACAGCAAGAUCAAAAUAUUGAAUAAGUAUUGGUCGUAUCACGAUGAUAUCAGCCGGUUGUAUUUUAUAUGGGUUCGCUUUCUCUUCUUCAGUGAAAAUUGUAACUUCUGUACUCACGUUGAUCAUUAUGAUAUUGAUGGCUCUCUUGUUUGUUUGUUUGUUUUUGCAUUUGAUACUAAUCUGUUUCUUUUUUUCUGUUAUCUCUUCUCAUCUCUAUAAAAUGUGCGUUAUUUGACUUAUAAUGAUUUGUUUUUCAGUAAUCUGUUUGUGGUAUGUUGAUUUUCCGUUUUAUUUCUGCUGCAGACGAUGAUUGAUAAUAUGUUAUGUUUGCACUAAGGAUUUUCGAACACCUUUGAUUUGGGGUGACACCGAAAAGUAUUUCUCUGACUGAAGCAUAAUUUUAUUUGUUCGUUAGCGAACCGAACAGAAAUCGUUUUGAAAUAAUAAUGUUUUCGCCAUUCUACCCGAGACAAAUUUGAUAUAUUCUAAUCUGAAGUUUUCGUUUUAAGUCAUUGAAACACACGAGGCAGUGAUCUUUAGUGUUUGUCAUCAUUCACUCUUUACACAUAUGAAUGCUGAUUACACGUAGUAAGAACUUUUCAACAUUCUCAAGAAAGCUUGAGGUUCAAAAUAUUAGGGGGAAAGACGGCUUUGGCAGGUUUUGUUCUAUUAUUGUCAGGGGGGUUUUUGUCGACCAAAUUUUAUGAAAUUUGGCCACAAUAUUCUUUAAUAUGCAAAGAAUGUUCAGGCCAAAUUUGAGCCUAGUCAGUCAUAAAAACCCCCCCUGCCAAUAAUAGAACAAAACCUGCCAAAGCCGUCAUUCCCCCUAAUUAAAUUAAAUAAUAUCGAAAAUAAUAUUUAUUGACAGUAUUAUUAGUCUAUUUCCUUUUAAUAUUCAACGUCGUGAUAAAACCAAAAUUUAAAUACGAGAAGAUUGGAUCAUGUAAAAUUAGUUAACAGUUACAUUUUAUUCGAUUGUAGCAUUUUAUCCACAAAAUUAUUGUAAACUAAGCAUUAACGUUGUAUAUAAUGUGUUUGGAUGAAUUGAAUUAAACACCUUCGUUGAACGAAAAGAAAGUUGAACAUGUUCAAAUUUUUACAAGUCAAUUUAUUUCGACUGAGUAGAACAAUUUACUUCUUCUUUCAAAACGUAGCAUAAGUCCCCUGUUCACUCGUUGCUACUGCAAUUCUUUUAAUCCUGUAUAAACAACCAAAAAAUAUGGCAAUAAAUGUUGGGAAGUAUUGCUUAUUGCUUUCAAAAAGAUAUAAGUACCUUGUUUCCAUGACCUUAGAAGCACGAGUUAUUUGUAUUUACGUAGUAUUUCAUCGUAUUACUACAAUAAAAUUUCUUUUAAGAGACCACGUCGAAACACUUGAAAUCUGCCGUUCUCCAUUCCUCUAUCCUCGUCGUGCGCUGCGCUACCAGCCGGAUUAAAAACGAAUACCAUUGAAACAUGUCUCGUCUAACGUAUCUUCCCCCGCAACUUGCCAUAUUCUGGAUAUUUGGUUCGCUAUAGAGUUGCACGAGUUAAUGAUUCAUUAAACAUCGUCACCGAAAUUGGUCAGGAUACGGUGUUAGACUAAACAUACUAUUCGGAUGUAUAAUCCAACUUUUUUUUAUACAUAUACUACUGUAGCAGAAAUCAUGCUUUAACAAUUUAAAAUGUAGCCAGCCAAUAUUUCGUGGCCAACGCGAACGAAGACCUGCAUGCGCAGCAUCAGUUUGAGAAUCAAAAUAAAACGGGCUAUGCAAAGUAUGUCGAUGUGGAUCUUUUUGGAUAAAGCCCCUACUGAUCUAGGGAAAGUGAUUUUCACAAGAUGCAUACAAAAGGUUUAUGACUCGUCGUUAAUUUCUAUUCCGAAAAUCAUGUUGGGAGUCUACAGGUAAAUCCCAAACAAGACCUGAUUGGUUCUAGUCACCAAUCAAACCAGCAUGAUCCAUAUCGUGAAGAUGACACAGAAUAGCUUCUAUGAGACAAAACAAAGUGUGCAUGCGGUCAUUCGAUUCGGUGGUAAUUCACUCAUCAAGCAGUCAACCAGUUUCAGUUUAAUCCAAAGUUGUUCAUGUGAAUAAGCCGCUGGCGUCACUUCAACAGAGCUAUUAAUAUGACAAGCAACAGUGAUUAGUGCUUCCCCUCGACGCGACUGUUGUCUAUUACGAACCUAGCGAUCGAUUUAGUUUUCAUUUCCGAAAAUUUGUAUCUGAAGAAUUUACCAGCGAUAAAGACCGCACCGCGUACGCUAACGAUCAGAUUUCUAAAGAAUUAUUAAAAAUCCAGAUUAAUCCACCUAAUGGUGAUGAUGCCUUUCUCGAUUCAAUCGUUUUGUUUCGUCUUAGUGUGGCACAUAAAAAAAUUGCCUAUUUCACGGCUUUUGAAAACGCAUCAUAGCGAAUCAAUCAACCAACCUUAUAUUGUGCGAUACACUUUUUUCUUCAUAACUUUUGAACGCAAUGGCAGAUCGUGAUUAUAUUCAAUAGUUUUCAACUAGAGUUUGCCCUCAUCGAAUGUAACUUGUUGCGAGAAAAUUCAUUAAGAAUGACUAUACAAAAAGUUGGCUUAUGUUUUUCGAUUUUCAUGUGCACACACAUACACACUGACUGACAGACAUUUCUCGCUUAACUUUUCAAAAGGAUCUAAGUAACAUUUUUUCAUGAACUAAUUCUAAACUAAACUAAUUCUGCUUCCUUUUCUAUUUCACAGUUCGAGCAAGUCGCAGUUUUAUUGGAACGUGUCUGUAAAUUCCAAGUUUAAGUGGUGGAAAAGGUUCUAAAAAACCCUUUAUCACGUAGCAAGUCGUGAGUUGUCGUGAAUCUACAAACCCUAAUCCCGAAGGGCAUUGAUUAGGUCGAAUCAGGUAUUCAUAUUCAACCUCAUCUAGACGACCCUAGUUCCUAACCCCACUUCUGUAUCCAAUCACCACAUGCUCAGGACCCAAACGGUUAUCGAAUCAAAUUCGGUUCAUUAAGAGGCCUAACGGACUUGAGUGAGCUGCCUCGCGGUUGCACGCAGUACCCGCAAGCUCCAGGAGGCGCGACGAAGUCCUACGACUACGGCCAAGAACUACCCCGAAGGCAUCCGGAAUCCGGUGAACCCGAGAAUUACCUCUCCAUACGGUGGCCGAUUGUAGGCGUCAUCUGGGACCUUGUGGGCUUCUCGUUAAUACACUCCGAGGUCACAAGGAGUCGAAGCCGUAGCCAAGCUUAAGUGGCGUGACGAAAUCCCCCGAGUACGGCCAAAACCGGUACUGAAGGCCCCUGGAAUCCCGUGAACCCGACUACCCAUUCUCGUUGUGUCCACCAGUAGGCGUUAUCAGAACCACGAACGCUUCUGGAAACGCUGCCAAGUAACCCACGAUAGGUGCAACGAUCCACGUGGCAGGCAGAACACAUCUACGGUACAUGUCAGCAGUGCGUAGCCGGCCGGCUCCGUUCCCAUUUCUACACUCACACACACACCAAUAUGUAAGUGGCAAAAUAAAUAAUCUAAAAUUCCAAAGUGUAGUGUUAUACCCAAUCCAAGUGAAAGAACUAUUGAACAGCAGUAGUAGCCGACCCUGAGAGCAAUAGAGCUUAAGCUCUGACUAGCCGGUGCUCAGGAAUUUAGCAGGGUCCAUCUGACCCGUAGUAACAGGUUCAACUUGAUCGCACGAGUGGAUGAAGUGAGCAUGGAAAAAUCGCUGUUCAACGGUCUCGGAUGUAUCAAAGGAUUCGUGUACGAUAUCGACCUGGUAGAAAACCCAGUAUUCCGGAAUGAUCCACCCAGAAGAAUUCCACACGCGCUCCGUUCGAAUGUGAAAGAAGAAUUGGAUUCGAUGUUGAAAAUGGGUGUUAUCGAACCAAUCACAGAGCCAACGCCCAUCCUCAACGCAAUGGUAAUAGUGCGGCAGAAGGCAUCGAACGUCGUGCUCAAGCCCAGGAUAGUCAAUCAAGUGACUGAAAGUUUAAAGCAGAAAAGGCUACAACAGAAGGAGUAUGCAGAUAGGAGUACGGUUAAACCUAAAGAAUAUCAAGUUGGACAACCGGUCAUGCUAAAGGAUAUGAAGUCAGGACUUUGGAGAGACGGAAAAAUAAUGGAGAGACUCGAGCACCCAAGAUCGUACAUGGUACAACUAGGAGAUGGGAAAGUGUUGCGAAGAAAUGUCCGGGAUAUCAGAGAAAAGAAAACUCUCCAUGACGUCGAUAACAACAGAGUGCAGUAUUACAGUCAGAUCCAACCGGCCAUAAACUUUCGUGGAGAUCUGCACGCAGAUCUUCACCUAGAAGGUGAUCCUCAGCCAAUAAUACUACCAGCGGAUCCAAUGGCCUUACCGGCCAGUCAAUCGGUGUCCACAGCCACAUCGACGAGAACAAGGAGCGGAAGAGAAGUGCGCGCAAAACGCGAUGACAAUUUUGAAUAUUACUAACUCACUCAAAGGGGAAGAUGUAACAGUAGUUGAUUAACAUUUAUUAAACUUGUAUUCCGACUGUACCCUCUUUAUAUGUAACCUUGCUCAUAUACUCACAUCAUUGUACGCACACACCUAUACUCAUACAUACAACAGAGAGAACCAAAUAAAUCAUUCCGUACCGAGACGCCAGCCUGUUAACAAGUCCAAUAUCACAGGAAGGGAGGAAAUGUAUAAACCGGUCAUCGGACCGGAUAGUCUGCACACCGUAUCGAAUUACAACGGCCAACGAUGCAUAAACUUCGCAGCCUCCCGCGGAAUGGUAGUCCGAAGAACCUUCUUUCCCCGCACAAAAUAUCCACAAGGCCACAUGGAGGUCACCUAAUCAAGAAACGGAAAACCAAAUCGACCACGUUCUAAUCAACGGUAAAUUUUUCUUAGACAUCACGAACGUCCAAACUUUAUGCCUCACAGAUUUUAUGCCGUCGACUAGCAUCAAUUGCAAGGGAGUUCGUGGGGCAGUACUAAGCGGAUUUUAUAGGCGAACGCUCCACCACGGACCAGGUAUUCGCCAUUCGCAAAGCACUGCAGAAAUGCCGCGAAUACAACGUGCCCACACAUCACCUAGUUAUCGACUUCAAAGCCGCAUAUGUGUAUCAUAUCGAUCGGGACCAGCUAUGGCAGGUAAUGCACAAAAACGGAUUUCCGGAUAAACUUAUACGGUUGAUCAAGGCUACGAUGGAUCGGGUGACGUGCGUAGUUCGAGUUUCAGGGGCAUUCUCGAGUCCCUUCGAAACGCGUAGAGGGUUACGGCAAGGUGAUGGUCUUUCGUGUCUGCUAUUCAACGUCGUAAUACGAAAGGCAGGGAUACGUGGUACGAUUUUCACGUGGUCCGAUUUUCGAUUUUCACGAAGUCCGUCCAGUUAUUUGGUUUCGCCGACAACAUAGAUAUUAUGGCACGUAUCUUUGAGAAGAUGGAGGAAGCCUACAUCAGACUGAAAAGCGAAGCUAAACGGAUUGGACUAGUCAUCAACACGUCGAAAACGAAGUACAUGAUAGAAAGAGGCUCAAGAGAAGACAAUGUAAGCCACCCACCACGAGUUUGUAUCGGUAGUGACGAAAUCGAGGUGGUUGAAGAAUUCGUGUACUUGGGCUCACUGGUGACCGCCAAUAACGAUACUAGCAGAGAAAUUCGGAGACGCAUCAUGGGGGGAAAUCGUACGUACUUUGGACUCCGCAAGACGCUCCGAUCGAAUAGAGCUCGCCGCCAAACUGACAAUCUACAAAAAGCUCAUUAGACCGGUAGUCCUCUACGGACACGAGACCUGGACGAUGCUCGUGGAGGACCAAGGCGCACUUGGAGUUUUCGAAAGAAAAGUGCUGCAUACAAGAAGGAGUGCAGAUGGCGGACGGUACGUGAAGGAGACGAAUGAACAACGAGUUGCAUCAGCUGUUGCGAGAACCAUCCAUCGCUCACACCGUGAAAAUCGAAAGACUGCGGUGGGCCGGGCACGUAGCCAAAUGUCGGACAAAUCCGGUAAAAAUGGUUCUCGACAACGAUCCGACGGGAACAAGAAGGCUAAGUGAACAGCGGGCAAGGUCGAUCGAUCAGGUGGAGAACGAUUUGCGGAACCUCCGCAGGCUGCGUGAUUAGCGACGCGCUGCCAUGGACCAAGCUGAAUGGAGAAGACUUUCUUAUAUAGCACAGGCCACUCUUGCCUUAGUCUGAUAAUAAAUAAAUAAAUUCUCUAUCUUAAGGAGACGACGAUAUAAGGGGUGAGAUGAUCUUUGAAAAAGGUGAGGAUAUUGGGGGAGGGGUAUUUUUUAGUUCGAUCAGUGUAACUUCUCUUCUGGAAUACAUAUUUACAUAUUUUUUGGAAUGCAUAUGGGUCAUUCCAUAUGAAGUGACCGAGAAAAAAUGCAAACGUGCAAUCGACUUUCUUAGAAUUAAAUGAAAUUUUGACCAAUUGUUUAUGUAUGGGUUAUACCCCAAAAUCCAAAAUUUCGUAGUGAUUGGACCUCCCCACGAUUAAUACGACCAUCCCCCUUUUCGGACAAAUGUAUGAAACCCAUCAUUUUGUUUUGUGAAUAUCUCUGGAACUGUGAGGUCUAUAAAGAAUCUAAGGUAACCAUUCGAAAGAAGAUUUUUCAAGGAAUUUAUAAAAAAAUAUUUUUUUGAUGUGCAGUGUUGCCAAAUGAACAAUUUUUAAGUUUUUGUCCGAAAAAUGCAUUUUUUACCCAAUGAGUAUAAUUUUUUUUAAAAAUAACCUCACCAACGUGUUCUUUGGCCAUUUUUACAUUGGGAACGCUUGAAACCCCGAGGUACUAUGUUCCGAUCUUGAGAUACAGGAUUUUAAAAAUGAAAAGUCCUUUUUUCACUGUGAACAUUGAAUAUUUUUACCAAUUUCCGAACAUACACACACAUUCGCAUUGACACAUACACACACAGCUCAAUUGGUUGCUUCCCCACUUUCCGCAUCGCGUUUGAAAUUUAUAUGAAGAUUAGCAUGGAUUUUUUUUGCAUUCUUGCUCCUAGCGGCUUUAUUUUAUCGUUAAUUCAAUCAUCUGACUCAAUACGUUAGCAUAUAGUCUGAAAGAUGCCGAAAAAGUUUGCUGAAGAAUAAGCAUUGCUGGAAAUUUUACAACGCUUUGAAGUUUGAUUGUUGAAAUGUUUCUGCCAGCACUAUACUACAAUUUGUUCCUCAGUCCUAAAACACGUAGUUUGGCAGUGCUGGCAGAAUAAACAAUUUUGGUCGUCGUUCCAGUAAGGAUCACUCACAAAAAACUCCACAUUAUAUUCAUGAGUUCACACAUGGAUUUUUGCAAUGGGGUUGGCGAAAAGGAUUCCAUAUUUUCGACACAUAUAUUCCAUGGGCCCACAUGCAUUGCAUAAGUGUUCACACAUACUAUCCAUCUGGGUCAUAGUAUCCAUGUGUGAAUUUGUAUGCAAUUAGGUAUGUGCCGACGCAUGAUAUGCAUAUUUCAAAAUACAUGGAUUUUUCCCAUAAAGUAUGUGUCGAUUUUCCUGAGUGA